Messenger RNA from Ochlerotatus camptorhynchus, 1230 nucleotides. Its product is annotated as RNA-binding protein squid-like. The coding region runs from base 235 to 1110 and encodes 291 amino acids. NCBI's taxonomy places the organism in Eukaryota, Metazoa, Arthropoda, Insecta, Diptera, Culicidae. Gene Ontology annotation, cellular component: chromatin; nucleoplasm. Gene Ontology annotation, molecular function: RNA binding. Gene Ontology annotation, biological process: regulation of gene expression. The transcript has 2 exons. The record is from RefSeq and is a predicted model, not a curated record.
UUUUUUUCCCGUUUCAGUUAAUGGAUACCAUCUCAACGCCUACUUUAGUUUUGUUUCCGUUAAUUUACCGCGAUUUCCUAAACGUAGAAAAGUGACUACCUCCUGUCUUGGUUGAAAUACAACAGGACGCGGCAUCAUUCUACCUAUCCAGAUCGUAGCGAAAUCCUAGUUUACGGAGUGUAAUCAACCGAACCACAAGAGUGGCUCAGUGAGAAUUUCAACUAUAGUCGAAAGAUGGCCGAAAUGCAUGAUCAGGACAAUCAAAUGGACACCAGUGGUAACGCCGGCCGGGACGACGAUAGGAAGCUGUUCGUCGGUGGUCUCAGUAAGGAAACAGCUGAGCAGGAUUUGCGCAAUCACUUUGGUCAGUAUGGCGAAAUCGAUAGCGUAAACGUCAAGACCGACCCUCAAACGGGCCGUUCCAGAGGUUUUGCGUUCAUCAUAUUCCAAUCGCCCGAUUCGAUCGAGAAGGUCGUUGCAUUCGAGGACCAUACCAUCAACGGCAAGAAGGUUGAUCCGAAGAAGGCCAAAGCCAGACAGGGUAAGAUUUUCGUCGGAGGCCUAAGUCCGGAAACUAGCGACGAAGAGAUCAAAACGUUCUUCGAACAGUUUGGCACUGUAGUGGAGAUAGAGACGCCCUUCGAUAAGAUAAAGAACCAACGGAAGGGAUUCUGCUUCAUUACGUACGACUCGGAGGCGGUUGUAACGGAGCUGCUGAAGACUCCCAAACAGAUCCUGGGUGGUAAGGAGGUCGACGUGAAGAGAGCGACAGCGAAGCCUGAUAUGCAGAUGGGUGGACGUGGACCAAUGCGUGGAUCACCGCAGCGUGGAAUGCGAGGUGGCCGAGGAGGCUUCGGUGGACCGAGAACCUACGGCCAAGGCUGGGGCGGCGGACAAGGAUUCGGCGGAGGAUACAACCAAGGUGGAUUCGGAGGAGGAUUCAGCGGUGGCUACGGUGGUGGCAACGGCGGAUACGGUGGCGGUGGUGGCGGCGGUGGUGGUUGGGGUUAUGACAACUACGACUAUACAGGAUACGGCACCGAUGGCUUCCAGGGCGGCAAGCAGCGAGGUGGAGGCGGUAGCAGUCGCCAAUAUCAGAGGCCAUACUGAGUCCCCUUAGUGGAAUUGUGAACAAUGUUCUCUUUCAGAAUAAAGAAAAUCAAUCAAAAAAAAAAAUCGUAUUAUGUAAUUUGUAAGGUACUAGUUUUGAAUAAAAUGUAAACCGAAAAA